ACCCGCUGGACCCCUAAACCUGUCGGCCCGGUUCUUAAUCACCAUCUCGGCUACAAGACGGUAAAACAAUUUCAUUAAAAGGAGCACCGCGAGACAAGCUUACCAAAGUGUAUAUCAAAGACAUGCAUAGUUGAAGCUACAGGCAGUAUACAUCGUGUUUAAUAUAGCGCCUCAUUGCCGUGUUGAAUUAGUACCAAUAGGCUGAGGGCUUAUUACAUGUCAGGUGCAGACGGUGUCACUACUAUGGCCCCAUCGACAUUGGGAUAUUGGAGAAUCCGGGGGUUGGCCCAACCCAUCAGAUUGCUGUUACAAUACGUGGGAGAGGAUUAUGAGGAAAAACUUUACGAUUUUGGACCAGAACCUUCAUAUGACCGUGAGAUAUGGUAUCUUCACAAACACAGCCUAGGACUGGCUUUUCCUAACCUACCUUAUUACUUGGAUGGUGACGUCAAGCUGACCCAAAGCAGCGCCAUCUUGCGAUACAUAGGACGAAAAUAUGGACUGUGUGGCAAAACGGAACAAGAAAAGACACGUGUUGAUCUCAUUCAAGCCCAGGCUACGGACUUUAAGAUGGGGUACGCCAGGCUGGUUUAUGCCGAGAGCAAGGAGGAAUUCGAGGAUUUAAAGAUUGGAUACUUGGCUGUGCUUCCAACAAAACUGGAGGAGUUUUCCGAGUUUCUGGGCGAUCUUCCCUGGUUUGCCGGAAACGAGAUAUCAAUUGCGGACUUUCUGAUGUAUGAGUACCUUGAAGAGCACCUGAUCCUGCAGUCCGAGUGCUUAGACAAGUACAAAAAUUUAGCAGAAUUUGUGAAGAGAUUUGAAAGUUUGGAUCGCAUCCAAGAAUACCAGAAGUCAAAGGAUUUUAUAAACUGGCCAAUAAACACGCCCGUGGCCCAACACGGCACUAUAGCAGACCCAGAACCUCCUUUACCAGAGCCAGUGACGGUCACAACAACAGAGGACGAGGGUUCAGUCGCUCAGGGCGAAGAGAGCAAAGAUCGCGGACCAAGCACACUGCAACAAGCUACUGAAUGAAAUGCGGU
Lingula anatina is the source of this 1043-nucleotide messenger RNA. Its product is annotated as glutathione S-transferase Mu 4. The record is from RefSeq and is a predicted model, not a curated record. Gene Ontology annotation, biological process: glutathione metabolic process. NCBI's taxonomy places the organism in Eukaryota, Metazoa, Brachiopoda, Lingulata, Lingulida, Lingulidae. Gene Ontology annotation, molecular function: glutathione transferase activity.